AUGACUUCCCGCAAGCUCCGUGUCGCGUUCAUCCACCCGGACCUAGGGAUCGGCGGCGCGGAACGUCUCGUGGUCGACGCUGCCCUCGGCCUCCAGCGCCUUGGCCACUCCGUAGACAUUUACACGUCGCACCACGACCCCUCUCACUGUUUCGAAGAGACACGCGACGGCACGUCUAGCUCUCAUCCCCCCUUUCCGCGCUCCUACAAAGGCAAAUUCCAUAUACUCCUUGCUCACGCACGCCAGCUGCACUUGACAUGCUACCUUCUUUCGCGCUCCGCCCCAGUGUACGAUGUCUACUUCGUUGAUCAGCUGUCGACAUGUGUACCCCUCCUCCGAGCGUUCGGCCAUACUCGAGUAUUGUUUUACUGCCACUUCCCGGAUAAGUUGUUAGCGGAUGGCGAGUACGUCGCAGGCAAGAUCCGGAAGAAGAACAGCUUGCUUAAGAGAAUAUAUCGGAUGCCGAUGGAUAUGCUGGAAGAGCUCACGACUCGACAAGCAGAUGUGAUCCUCGCCAACUCCAAAUUCACCGCUUCGGUGUUCCGCGCACACUUCACGUCCAUCCGCAUCGAUCCCAAGGUCGUAUACCCCGGGAUCAAUAUAUCCGUCUAUGAGACGGCAUUUGAUUCAUCUGAUCCAGAUAUACAAUCGGUUGCUUCGGACCGACCGACUCUGCUAUCCAUCAACCGCUUCGAGAAAAAGAAGAACGCAGCGCUUGCAGUUGAAGCGUUUGCGCUGCUGCGGCGUAAGCCGGCAUCGACGCCAUCGUCGCCUUGCUCCAACCUACGACUCGUUCUCGCAGGCGGUUACGAUCCCCGCGUAGAGGACAAUCUCCUUACGCUCGCAGGUCUCAUCGACUUCGUCAAGUCGCGAUCGCUUUCCUACGCCAUCACAAAACCUGUUUCCUCUCCCGUGGCACUCCCACCCUUCAAUACGGCCUCCUCCAACCCCGAUGUUCUGUUCCUCCUCAACUUCGCCACCUCCCAGCGCUCCGCGCUGCUUACCGCGCCUUCCACGCUCGGAUUACUGUACACGCCGACAAAUGAACACUUCGGCAUAGGCCCCGUGGAAGCGAUGGUGUGCGGCCUGCCCGUUCUCGCGUGCGACAGCGGCGGGCCGACGGAAAGCGUGGUCGAUCCCUCGUACCCCGGUUCCGGUACCGUGGGCGAGCGUACGGGCUGGCUUCGCAAGCCGGACCCGACAGUUUGGGCAGAAGCGCUGGAGGAGAUCGUGUCUCUGCCGCCUGCCGAACGGGCGGCAAUUGCCGAGCGCGCGAAAGCGCGGGUGAAGGAUAUGUUCAGUAUGGAGGCGAUGUCGAACAGGGUCGAGCAGGCACUAGGGGAGGCAGUUGCACUCGGCCCAGUUGGCGGACGAUGGAUUCUUUGGAUGAUGAUAGCGAUCCUGACGAUUUUGUCGUCGUAUGUUGCUGGGAUCGCCGUUGGUCGAGCGCUGUAA
Messenger RNA from Punctularia strigosozonata HHB-11173 SS5, 1455 nucleotides. RefSeq names its product alpha-1,3-mannosyltransferase ALG2. The transcript has 6 exons. NCBI's taxonomy places the organism in Eukaryota, Fungi, Basidiomycota, Agaricomycetes, Corticiales, Punctulariaceae. Bases 1 to 1455 code for a protein of 484 amino acids. Gene Ontology annotation, molecular function: alpha-1,3-mannosyltransferase activity; GDP-Man:Man(1)GlcNAc(2)-PP-Dol alpha-1,3-mannosyltransferase activity. The record is from RefSeq and is a predicted model, not a curated record.